AAUGCAGCUGCAAAUUCUGAAUCGACCUUGUCAAAAAAUAUUCGAGAACUAAUGACUCUAAUGCAUUCAAAGGUAUACACAUGUUUAAGUGAAGCUGUCAUCUCACAGUUUGUACCAACCUCUACACCAAAAUUCUGGUUUUACAAGGACAAUGCGAUUUCAUUUACGCAAUUCGGAGAUUUGGCCAAGAAACUCAACAUAUUAAAACAACAGCACGAGCUUUACAUCACAAGUUCAGAUUUGACUAAAUCAGCUGUGGAAUCUGCACUCAAAAAAAUAGCAAGGAUUUUUACUGCCUCAAUAUUCUGCUUGGACGAGCUUGGUGUUUGGUUGGCUUUGAAGGCUGCAGAGUCCUUAUCUUCCAUUGAAAUUGAAACUUUCUUAUGGGGUCACUCAGGUGAUCAAAUUGUCAAAAAGUUUAGUUCAGCUACUAUGAUGACACUGCAAAGUUACAUACCAUUUGAUCCUCCGUGGACUAUUGGUAACAAUAUGAAUUUUGACGUGGAUAUGGGUCUAUUGACCUCCAAAGUGUCCUGUCUUAUUGACUGUCUACUUGAGUAUAGGGGUUUAUCUGAAAUGAGAUGCAUAGUUUUUGUGGAAAGGGUCAUUACAGCUAUUGUCCUUGAGAUUCUAUUGAACACUUUGCUUCCGAAAUACAAUAGCUGGAGGACUAAAUUCAUUGCAGGAAACAGUAGUAAAUUGCAAAACCAAUCUCGAAAAUGUCAAAAUGAAAUCGUGGAAGAAUUUCGUAUGGGAUUGGUCAAUGUCAUUGUUGCAACAUCAAUUCUUGAAGAGGGUUUAGAUGUUCAAAGUUGUAAUUUGGUUAUUAGAUUUGACCCAUCCCCCACAGUUUGCAGUUUCGUACAGUCUCGAGGCCGUGCAAGAAUGCAAAAUUCAGAUUAUAUAUUGAUGGUUAAGAGUGGGGAUUCAGUUACACGUUCUCGAUUAGAGAAAUACCUUGAUGGCGGGGACAUGAUGAGAAAGGAGUCUUUGCGUUAUUCUUCCCUUCCAUGUGAAUGUCUUGAAAGUGAUCUAUUUCAUAAUCAAGCUUACCGUGUUGCAUUCAAUUACAUUUUGAGCAUCAACGCCUACUUAAGGCUAGACAUGUUUUUCCGGUAAAGAAUUAUUGUCACGGAUACAGACAAGCUAAGGACAGAGAUGUGAGCAAGACAUUUGUUGAAUUACCUCCUGAACUCUGCUAUAUAAUUAUGUCACCAUUACCAGUCAGCACGCUUUAUUCAUAUGCAUUUAUUCCAUCCAUCAUGCAUAGAAUUGAGGGAAUGCUUGUAGCUUCGAACUUUAAAAAGAUGCAUUUGGAUCAUUGCCCACAGAAUGGGAUUCAAACAUUCAAGGUCUUGGAAGCAAUGACCACAAAGACAUGCAAGGAGACCUUUGUUGUCUUCGAUGGACUUCAAUUAUGCUUUCACCAGUUUCAUAACCAUAGUGAAGAAAUCAGUU
Molecule: messenger RNA, 1458 nt
Organism: Vicia villosa (hairy vetch)
Lineage: Eukaryota; Viridiplantae; Streptophyta; Magnoliopsida; Fabales; Fabaceae
Product: endoribonuclease Dicer homolog 2-like
Exons: 10
Biological process (GO): siRNA processing
Cellular component (GO): cytoplasm; nucleus
Molecular function (GO): ribonuclease III activity; RNA binding
Source: RefSeq, a predicted model, not a curated record